Molecule: messenger RNA, 1211 nt
Organism: Cyprinodon tularosa
Lineage: Eukaryota; Metazoa; Chordata; Actinopteri; Cyprinodontiformes; Cyprinodontidae
Gene: slc35d2
Product: solute carrier family 35 member D2
Exons: 12
Coding region: 100-1131 (343 amino acids)
Cellular component (GO): Golgi apparatus
Molecular function (GO): GDP-fucose transmembrane transporter activity; antiporter activity
Source: RefSeq, a predicted model, not a curated record
UGUGGCCAAUGUUUUCCAGGAAAUGCACAACUGAAACCACCCAACGGAUCAAAUAACUUCGGCAGCGACACGUCUGCUUUCAAACUGUUUACUGUAGUAAUGAGGGAGCUGAAGAUGUCAGCGCAGGUCUCCUUAGAAACAGCGGAACAUCCCAGACUCCUGAAGCUGUCAUCCGCGCUGUUCUACGCCGGUAGUUCGUUUCUGAUCACCGUGGUGAACAAAACUGUGCUAACCAGCUACAGAUUUCCCUCUUAUCUGUUUGUGGGCAUUGGACAAAUGAUAACUACUAUUGUGGUUUUAUAUUUAGCCAAAAUAAACAACACGGUCAAGUUUCCAGAUUUUGAUAAAAGCAUCAUCCUAAAAAUCUUCCCUCUUCCCUUGCUGUAUGUUGGAAACCAUGUAACAGGACUGGCGAGCACCAAAAAACUCAGUUUACCCAUGUUUACAGUCUUGCGGAAAUUCACCAUACUGAUGACAAUGAUCCUGGAAGCUUAUUUGUUAAGAAAAACAUUUCCAAGACGUAUCAUUUGCAGUGUUGUGACAAUAGUCUUUGGGGCCAUGGUGGCUGCAAGUUCUGAUCUGGCCUUUGACGUGGAGGCCUACACCUUCAUCCUGCUGAAUGAUGCCUUCACUGCAGCCACUGGUGUUUACACAAAGAAAAAACUUGGUGAUCAGGGCCUUGGGAAGUAUGGUGUCCUAUUUUACAAUUCACUGAUCAUCGUCUUACCCACCAUCUUGGCCAGUGCAUUCAUUGGAGAUUUACACAAGGCAUUAUCAUUUAAGGACUGGAACAACAUUAUAUUUAUCGUAUGUUUUCUUUUGUCCUGCUUCAUGGGAUUUCUAUUGAUGUACUCAAUAGUCCUCUGCAGCUAUUAUAACUCAGCACUUACAACCACUGUUGUGGGGGCCAUAAAGAAUGUAGCCGUAGCUUAUGUCGGCAUCUUUGUAGGUGGAGACUACCUGUUCUCCUGGACUAACUUCCUCGGACUCAGCAUUUGCAUGUCAGGAGGACUGGCUUACUCAUUCCUCACCUUCAACAGCAGUCAGCCACCUGGAAACAACCCAGAGGAAACACAAGAGCAGAAGAUUCCCAUUACUGAGGAUCUAUCAAAGAAACUGAGCCAAAGAUAAAAACACAAACCACUAGGUGGCGUUAUCCUGCUUCAUAUUGAAGCAUUUUCAAAAUUUAGCACUUCAUUGUUUCUCUUUUU